UCGGAUUCUCACCGCAAGUCGUGUGGCCCCCGGUGCGUGUGACGGGAGCGCGCCCCUCCCGCUGGGCCUCGGUUUCCUCGCAUCGCCCGAGCGGAGCCUGACCCCCUCGGGCCACCCCAGGCCCUGGCGCACUGCCGGCCUGGGAGGGCGGUCGUCUCAGCCAUCCGGGCGGGACGAAGGGACCUCUGGGAUCCCCACCGCCCCCCGGCCCCGGUGCAGGAUCGACCUCGCGGCUUCCAGAGCCCCCAGCGCAGGCCGAGAUGUUCGUCCUGGUGGAGAUGGUGGACACCGUGCGGACCCCCCCGUGGCAGUUUGAGAGGAAGCUCAACGACUCCAUCGCCGAGGAGCUGAACAAGAAGUUGGCCAACAAGGUUGUCUACAACGUGGGACUCUGCAUCUGUCUGUUUGACAUCACCAAGCUGGAGGAUGCCUAUGUGUUCCCGGGGGAUGGCGCGUCACACACCAAAGUGCAUUUUCGCUAUGUGGUGUUCCACCCGUUCCUGGACGAGAUUCUGAUCGGAAAGAUCAAAGGCUGCAGCCCGGAGGGAGUGCACGGUGAGCCUGGCGAGCCCUGCGCACUCAUGGGACACGCAGCCGGCCUGGGGGGCACCCUUGCCAUUCUUGGUCCAUGUGGCCGGGGCGGGGUCAGAUGGAGACACAGAAUCUUCCUCUUGGUGUCAGAGCAGCCUCCUUGUUCUCUCGUGCCAAGCCGAGGGUACACUCAGCUCCCCUGUGAGUUCUCACUUUCACAUAGCAGUGUCUCUGGGGUUCUUCGAUGAUAUUCUCAUCCCCCCAGAGUCCCUGCAGCAGCCAGCCAAGUUGUAUCCUCCCAAGGUCAAGUGAGUCAGGAGCUCAGACCUCUCUAAGGAAGCUCCCGACUCUGUGGGGAGCCCUGGGUGCCGGGAGCUGAUGCCCAUGGCCUCUGGGUCACUCCUCCAGUCUGCACUUCGGCCCUGGAGGUGCUGCCUUGCCCAUGUGUCCCACACUGUGAUGUCACGUGUCCAUCUCUGUUGGCAUGUCAAGGCCACGCUUGGUUGUGCAGGUUGUGCCCCGUGCAGCCUUGGGGCUGUGUGGCCACGGGGUGGGGGGGGGGCACCGCUCACUUCCAUUACUUUCUUUGGGCUGCUCCAUCCCCCUCUCCCUCCUUCCUGGCCCACAGGAAUCACCUCCAAGAUCUCCAAGGUCACUUUUCUGGGAGGUUGGCCCUGAUUCACCCCUCCCUGCUAUCCUGGGCUCCCCACUAUCCCUGCCCCCACCCCCAGCUUGCUGCACGGGGUCCUGUUCUGUGGGUCUGUCCACUCAUCUGAGACUCCUCAGCGGGAGGGACCCUAUCUUGUCGCCCAAGGAGAGGCAGGACCCCUGGCAGGAGGGGCGUGUGGAUGGGCUCUGCUGAGGGAGGUGGAGGGAGGGGGCCCCGCAGGCACCUCGGGGCUGUGGCCUGGCUAGGGGGGAUGGGGGCCCUGGGGUGAGUGUGCUCACCUCCCACCCUUCCUCACUGAAAGCUGGGAGAGCCUUGCACUGCUUGCCCUGUGGGCUCACCCCGAGGCAUAGAUGAGAGAGUGAUGUGAAAUCGCACCCUGCUGAAACUGCACCCAGCUGGAACUUAAUGUAGCUGUGCGUUUGAGGCCUGGCUACGUGCUGGGGCCACUGGGAGCAUUUUCUUUGUCUGUGCUUUUAUUUAAUCCUCACAACUGUGAGGGGGGCUCUUGCUACUAUCCCUCCUUGGCAGAUGGGCCUUGUCCCAGGGCACACAGCUGGUGGGUGGGGGAGCUGCGGUCUGGGCCCAGGCCCCAGGGCCAUGGUCACUCCCAUCCGGGAGCUCUGAGGCCGCAUGAGGGCCGGCCCAGCCUCGGCCGGGGGUCUGUGCCAGGAGCUGGGCCCCAUUUUGCUCGGGGAGGGUGCAGGGGCGAGCCCCACCCUCAGGGCUCUCCAGGGCCUUGUUGUUGCCUUGAUCCUGGGACCCCCAGCGACGAGGCCGAGCAGGUGUGGGUGUGGGAGUACGAGACAGAGGAAGGCGCGCACGACCUGUACAUGGACACUGGCGAGGACGUCCGCUUCCGGGUGGUGGAUGAGAGCUUUGUGGACACAUCGCCCACGGGGCCCAG
Choloepus didactylus (southern two-toed sloth) is the source of this 2105-nucleotide messenger RNA. It is a transcript of the gene POLR3H, whose product is annotated as RNA polymerase III subunit H. The record is from RefSeq and is a predicted model, not a curated record. Lineage: Eukaryota; Metazoa; Chordata; Mammalia; Pilosa; Megalonychidae. The coding region runs from base 261 to 779 and encodes 172 amino acids. The transcript is spliced from 4 exons. Gene Ontology annotation, cellular component: RNA polymerase III complex. Gene Ontology annotation, biological process: transcription initiation at RNA polymerase III promoter; DNA-templated transcription. Gene Ontology annotation, molecular function: DNA binding; DNA-directed RNA polymerase activity.